Molecule: messenger RNA, 504 nt
Organism: Giardia duodenalis
Lineage: Eukaryota; Fornicata; Diplomonadida; Hexamitidae
Exons: 1
Coding region: 1-504 (167 amino acids)
Source: RefSeq, a predicted model, not a curated record
AUGGAUGGGGACUGGGAAGACGAAGUUCCUCUACCAGAGGGAAACGAAAGCCGGCUGAGUGACGCCGUGGGACGGAUGUUCUGUCACUGCGGUAAUGAGGUAAAGAUAAGCUGCAUAUGGAGCAAUGGCACUUGGAAGAUUCUUUAUACGUGCACGACAAUUCUCAGUGGACAGGAAACGCACGGCCACAUCAAGGAAGAGGUAACGUCUGCUGUCCUUGAUCAGCUGCAGGAUGCAGACCUGCGGACCCGGGCGAUGACGGUGAGGCCUCGGCAAACGGAGGGGAGUAAGACGUUUGGGAGUCUGAGCGUGGCUCAAAUAGAAAACAUACUGCUGAAUCCAGUUUUGGAGAGAAUGAUAGAUAAAUGCCCCCUAUGCAACAUGGUCGUUCCAAUGGUUGUUUGGCAAUUGAGUCUUACGGAGAUGCGUUUCGCAUAUAUCUGCACAAAUUGCAAGCUAGCAUCCGAUAUGCGCGACGUCGUCGCCUGCAGUGAGAGCAGAUGA